GGAGGCUCACUCGCAACGCGGCUCUCAGUCGGCCGUCAGUAUCAUACCGGUUGGCAGGCGCACGACACCGACCGACGACACGCUGACAGAUCUUCACGGUGGUGGUGUGUUGACGACGAGAGUUAUUUUUGCCGACCACUUUGACAGAUUCGAGUGCAACCCUCCUCUCUCGAGUGGGCGAAACAUUUCGCACCCGAUUGGUCGUCCAAGUGAAGUUUAUUUGCAUUAUGUCCACUGCUGUGAUGCCCGCAUCGGCCAACUACGACUUCGGAGACAUGAUCUUCAAGAAUGGAAGCAACGUGAUGGCGCACAACCUGCUCAAGGUGCACUUUGAGCUGGACAACCGCGCCGUCGGCAGUCCGAUCCACCAUCAGCAGCAACAGCACAACCUGCACCUCCACCAGGGCAACGGCCACCAGCCGCUGAGCAGGCGCAACUCGACGCCGCCGCAACGCAACAUGGCGGCGCUGGGCGCCAGCCUGCCCCCCGCUAGUCCGUCAAUCACCAUCGAGUCACUCGGCAGCCACGGCAUCAACGGCCACCGCAAGCUGGACAGGUGCCACAGCGAGCCGGUGGACAAGAGUUUGGUCUGCACGUCGCCGACCAACGUCAACACGAGUCGCUACAAGACCGAGCUGUGCCGCCCGUACGAGGAGAGCGGCGUGUGCAAGUACGGGGACAAGUGCCAGUUUGCCCACGGCGCCCACGAGCUGCGCAACCUGGCCCGCCACCCCAAGUACAAGACGGACCUGUGCCGCACCUUCCACACGAGCGGCUUCUGUCCCUACGGCCCGCGCUGCCACUUCAUCCACAACGCCGAAGAGGCGCGAAUCAGAGGGGCCACGCCCACCAACAUGGCGUCCAUGAUCGCCCGUCCGAAGCCGGUGCCCCUUGGCGGCUCCGCUUUCAGUCUGCACGGCGGCUCUCAGGGUGAGUCCCCGUCGCCCCCGUGCUCCCUCAGCGAGUCGCCCACCAGCAGCCUGACCAGCUUCUUCUCGGAGCCGGACCUGCUCUUCCCCUCCACCCCCUACACCCCGGUGGCCACGCCCAAGAGCAACGUCUUCACGUUCGGGCCAGAGUUCACGGCCACGCUGCUGCAGAUCGGCGCCAGCGGCGCCAACCGCGACCUGGAGGAGUUGAGCGCCAACACCAACACGCCGCCGCCCUCGCCCCUCGACCGCCUGCCUGUGUUCAACCAGAUGAGCAGGGUACAUGUCCUGUGAAGAAGAAGCAGUCGCUGACGUGCGGUUUGAUCCUUUAGUUUCGCUCUGCUAAAGAUUUAGUAGCUCAACGGUUGACAUUCGAUUUAUUAUGUAAAACGUCCGAAAUUACGAUGUUUGUAUUUUAUAAUUUAUUAUACGCACGCACACACACUUGCAAGUGGAUUAAGAAUUUCUUUUUUAACCAGCGAUGAGAUGAUUCAUUCAUUUUGUUUCACACGAAAACGAGCACAGCGCGCACCGCUUUCUUUUUUUUUUAACCCCAAACUUGUUGAUUGAUCCUUUGAUUAAUUUACCCGAACUCACUUGAUUAAAUAAUUCGUCGAAUUUUUAAGAGCUAUGGAAUAGCGACCGAAACCACAAACGAUGGCCAUGUUUUAUAUAUGUAUAGUUAAGAACGUAAUAUAUAUUUAACGUCGAACGGGACCAAAAUCGGAAAGGACGGAGAAAGAUUCCAUAAUUUUUUCUUACCACCAUGGCGUCAACUGCCAUGACUUAUACAAUAAUUAGCAAAUGAUUGAUUGAGUUGUGUUGUUGUUGAAUAAAUUUACCUCCGCAGGGAAAAUGGAAACAGAAAGCGAGUCAGUUUUGAGUGGAAGGAAUUGGCUUUUGACCGCUUGGAUGCUACUGUGUAUAUUUAUUUUAUUACUGCUACUACCGCUUGCUUGGAGGACGGAUGAAGGAGAAUUGAGGUCACGCGCUUUUCACUCUCGAUAUAUAAUUAUAAUUUAUGAUUUUACUCUCUUCUCCUCGUAAAUCUGUGCAGCAAUAACAAUGUUUUCUCUUUUUUUUUCUUCUACCGCAUUUUCUUUAAAUUAUAAUUUUUUCACGCGGGGGCUCAGACGCCCCGUUUUUCAACAUUAGCUUUCGUAAAUAAACGUUUUAGCCGUAGUGCAGCAAUCGACUAACCAGACCCCUUGUAAAUAUCCAGCAAAUCAAGUGUACUGUAAAAAUAAAUUAUUCCCUUUCACACUUUUCUAAAAGAUAAAUAAAUGAAUUAAUAAUGAAGGACUACUGAUAGUUUUUGCGUUACAAAAGAACUGAAAUUUAAAUGUAUUGAUUGAUGAUGAUGUACUCUUCUUGAUUAAUUAUUUGUGUCGUAUAAGAAAAAGUGUAUUUAUAGUAUGAUUACAUAACUUAUUAUUUAUGAUUUAAACAGAUAUUUAUCUCCGUUCUAUAAUUAUUUUUAUUUUGUAAAAAAUCUAAACACUGAAUAUUAUUUUUUUGCAAGGAUAGUUUGCUUGGUAAAGACGAGGCUUUCGACAAAUUUAACUUUUUACAAACCAUCAACAAACGCACGUCCUUCUGAUGGAUACUUGAAAAAAAAAAUGAUUGAUUGACUUAUUCUCAGAUGCAUACUGGAAUAAAUCGUGGAAAAAUAAUCAAGUGAUAAUUGCGCUUCAUAUUAUUAUUAUAUUGCCUUAUAUAAUGAUAAUAUAGAUGUAGAUAUAGUCAUAAUAUUUAUUUUUGUUUCCCUAACACGACCCUAGAAAAAAAUUGAAAAAAAAACACCAGCUAUUGUGCAUGGGUUUCCCGCGUAUUUUUGUAUGUAAACUGAGAUUGGCUCUUGUAUGGAUUUUUUACUU
This is a messenger RNA of Neocloeon triangulifer, 2806 nucleotides long. RefSeq names its product protein TIS11 (gene Tis11). The record is from RefSeq and is a predicted model, not a curated record. Lineage: Eukaryota; Metazoa; Arthropoda; Insecta; Ephemeroptera; Baetidae. The coding region runs from base 228 to 1223 and encodes 331 amino acids. The transcript has 2 exons. Gene Ontology annotation, molecular function: metal ion binding; mRNA binding.